Messenger RNA from Perkinsus marinus ATCC 50983, 1197 nucleotides. Its product is annotated as cathepsin B, putative. The transcript has 8 exons. Gene Ontology annotation, cellular component: lysosome. Gene Ontology annotation, molecular function: cysteine-type endopeptidase activity. NCBI's taxonomy places the organism in Eukaryota, Perkinsozoa, Perkinsida, Perkinsidae. Bases 1 to 1197 code for a protein of 398 amino acids. The record is from RefSeq and is a predicted model, not a curated record.
AUGAUCCAUCGUUCACUCAUCACAACCACCUGCAUCUGGUCCUUCUAUGAGAACUCAAUCUUGGCCGUAAGGCAUGUCAACAGCAUAUUCGGCAACCUUAAGGCUCAUAAAGGAUUGGUUUAUACUCCUGACGAAGAAGCCCAGCAUUUCGCUCGCUUUGAGGAGGAGCUGAGCAUCCAGUCCAAGUUCAUAUCGACUGAGGAUAUGGAGGUCCUCUACGAUGAGACCAGACCAGCCAUCAUGCAGAGCCUCGUUGACGAGAUCAAUGCAAAGCAGAACACAUGGACCGCGUCGGCUGAACAAGAAAAAUUCAAGACUUCCUCUCUGCGAGAUGCUAAAAUGCUAUGUGGAACUCUGACCAGAGACUCAAACGACAAAGUAGUCGAAAAAGUCUACGCCAUAGAGGAGCUAAAAGACCUUCCUACUGACUUUGACGCUCGCACCGCAUUCCCCAAGUGCUCGAAGGUUAUCGGGCACGUCAGAGACCAGUCAGCUUGUGGGGACUGUUGGGCGUUCGGCGUCACUGAAGCCUUCAACGACCGCCUAUGUAUCAAGUCGAAUGGGACCUUCACGAAGCUCCUAUCAGCCGGCGAGAUGAAUGCUUGUGCGCCAUCCCUCAAGGAUCCCGGAUGCCGUGGUGGAUUUCCCUAUUCAGCGUGGUCCUGGGUGCACGAUGAAGGGAUCGCAACUGGCGGAGAUUACGUCCCGAGAGAUAACAUGACUGAAGAUGAUGGAUGUUGGCCGUACGAUUUCCCACCAUGCGCUCAUUUUUUCAAAGAUCCCAAGUACCCCGCAUGCCCGAAGUUUGCAAGAGUAAAUCUUAGAUGUGUUAGCAAACUCAGACACAUGAUGGUCGUCUAUUUCAGUGAUCGUUAUUUCAUGGUGGAGUCGGUCCCGUAUCACUUUUCUGCGGACGAUGCCAAGAACGCUAUCAGGACGGAUGGCCCAGUUUCGGCGACUUUUUAUGUUUACGAAGAUUUCCUCGCCUACAAGUCCGGCGUGUACAAGCACACGUCUGGUUCUCUACUCGGUGCACAUGCUGUGAAGAUAAUUGGUUGGGGUGAAGAUGGUGGAGAAGCUUACUGGCUUGUCGUGAACUCCUGGAAUGAAGGCUGGGGUGAUCAUGGCCUUUUCAAGAUAGCCCUCGGAGAUUGUGGAAUAGACAAUGAGCUGCUCGGUGGCACACCCAAGGUUUGA